AUUCCUGCCCGGGGAGGAGAUGGGUACACGGUGCCGGGGGGAGGGGCGGGAGCCGCAUCAUCUAACAGGUUGGUCUGGCUGGGAGGGGAGGCGUCCCGCCCUCGUGGAGCUAAUGAGCACUGUGCGACAGGUGUCUGCUCCUCAGUCCCCAGCCUGCCCUGCCUGCGACGGGAGCAAGCCGCCGCCACCCCGCAAAGGCUCGCUCGCCGGUCCCUGUGCCCUGCACGCUCUGGGGCCCGGGGGCGGCGAUGGCCUGCCGCUCCUGCGUCGUUGGCUUCAGCAGCCUGAGCAGCUGUGAGGUGACCUCGGCGGGCAGCCCCCGGCCUGCGACCGCCGGAUGGAGCAGCUGCGGGGCCCCCGGGCCGGGCUUCAGCUCCCACAGCCUCACAGGCUGCUGGACAGCUGGCACCGUCCCCAAGGUGACCGUGAACCCCAGCCUGCUGGUACCCCUGGAUCUCAAGGUGGACCCAGCCAUCCAGCAGCAGAAGAACAACGAGAAGGAGGAAAUGAAGGUCCUCAACGAUAAAUUCGCCUCCCUGAUUGGCAAGGUGCAAGCCCUGGAGCAGCGCAACCAGCUGCUGGAGACCCGCUGGCACUUCCUGCAGAGCCAGGACUCGACCACUUUUGACCUUGGGCACCUCUACGAGGAGUACCAAGGCCGGCUGCAGGAGGAGCUGCGCAAAGUGAGCAAGGAGCGGGGCCAGCUCGAGGCCAACCUGCUGCAGGUGCUGGAGAAGGUGGAGGAGUUCCGGAUCAGGUAUGAGGACGAGAUCUCCAAGCGCACGGACAUGGAGUUCACCUUCGUCCAGCUGAAGAAGGACCUGGAUGCAGAAUGUCUUCGACGGACGGAACUGGAGACCAAGUUAAAAGGCCUGCGGAGUUUUGUGGAGCUGAUGAAAAGCAUCUAUGAGCAGGAGCUGAAGGACCUGGCAGCCCAGUUGAAGGAUGUGUCGGUGACCGUGGGUAUGGACAGCCGCUGCCACAUCGAUCUGAGCGGCAUCGUGGAGGAAGUGAAGGCCCAAUAUGAUGCCAUCGCGGCUCGCAGCCUGGAGGAGGCCGAGGCGUACUCCCGGAGCCAGCUGGAGGAACGGGCCGCCUGCUCGGCCGAGUUUGGGAACAGCCUCCAGAGCAGCCGCAGUGAGAUCGCUGACCUCAACGUGCGCAUCCAGAAGCUCCGAUCGCAGAUCCUCUCCAUCAAGAGCCACUGCCUGAAACUGGAGGAGAAUAUCAAGGUGGCCGAGGAACAGGGUGAGCUGGCCUUUCAGGACGCCAAGGCCAAGUUAGCCCAGCUGGAGGAGGCCCUGCAGCAGGCCAAGAAGGACAUGGCGCAGCAGCUACGCGAAUACCAGGAGCUCAUGAACACCAAGCUGGCCCUGGACAUCGAGAUCGCCACCUACCGCAAGCUGAUGGAAGGCGAGGAGAGCCGGAUGGACAUGCCCUCAACCACCGUGGUCAGCGCAGUACAGGCCAGAUACAGAACAGCUGUCUCCAAGUCCGGCCUCUCAAGAGCUCCCUCUCGGAAAAAGAAGAACAGGAAAGGCCCUGUGAUCAAAAUCACCGAAAUGUCAGAAAAGUUCCUCUCACAGGAGUCAGAGGUCUCAGAGUAAGGCCGCUGGACUCUGAGCUCCUUACUCAGGAGCCCCAGGUCACUCCCCUGCAGCAGCAAGGACAUAAACUAGAUUCAAGAAAGCAGCUUGGAGCCUCUAGGUUGGGAAGGGAGGCAAACCUGAUCCUGAAUGGAGAAGAGGGUUGAAAACAGUGACUGCUUUUUUGCGGGAAUGGGACAGGACUGUCACCAGCUACUCAAAGUCACUCGGCUCCAUAUCAAUAUCUCACAAUCCACCCUUCCAAUAUCUGGCCAGAGGUCUUCCUGCCGGGGUAAAUUGGAACUGGGGUUUUGCCUCCACCUCCUUGCUCCUCGCACAACAGGGGGCUCUAACCAAGCUGCCUUUGACCCUUUGCCCAACCCUUGCCCUAAAUUCACAUCCCAAGUCUUGCCUUGCCUCUGACUAGGAACCAAAGUGAGUGCUGUCACUCCCCUAGCCCCAGCUAACCUCAAACCAGGGGCUGACGGGGACUACGUGGGCACCCUCCAGUAUCCAGAGUUCCUGGGGAGGCACCUGGCUUUCCUGCACCAGCUGGGCUUCCUGGAGACCUGACAGUAUUAGGGAGUGAGGGGAGGAGGCUCCCUGGGUGUUUGGGACCUGACACCAGAACUCUGAGAUCAGCCCAGACACCCAUGCCCCUCCCCUCCUCCUGUGAGUCCCUCCCAGCAGGUCACGGUCAGAACUGGACAGCUGUCCAGCCAGCUCCCAAGCACCUCUUCUAGAAGCUUUUCUUGCCAUGACAAACUCCCUGAUGGGGGAAGUGGGAAGUAGGGGAGACAGGGCAGGAGAACUGGACUCUCCUUUCUCCUUUCUGUCAUCCUGGGAUUCACCACCCUGCCUGGGAUCUGAGCUCUCUGCCUCCCACCCAGAUGCUUCCCAGACUGAAACCUGGUUUGGGUAUGCACCAGGCCCUGGAGACUCCUCUCGCCACCCCUGCCAUGAAACCCCAGGCCCAUUUCCCAUGAAUCCCACUCCUGAGGGUCUCCGUUCCCUCCAUCAGGCCAAGCAGCCUGGCCCUCCCCUCCUCUGCACCCACACUUAUGGAUCAGAGGUCCUUCCCUUCUUCCUCCUCCACGUCUGCCCCUCUGCUGCCAGCAGGGUCAUGAAGAAGGCAUUGUCCACUCAGGUCUGGGAACUUCUGAGCCCUUGAGGUCAGGUUUGGGGGCCCCAGUGACUAACUAAAGAGAAAUUCUGCAGCAGUGAUCCAACAAGAAGGUUUGGGGCUUACAGGAACACUCUUCUUUCAUCCUCUUGGCUCUCACCUUCAAGGCCUUACAGGGAAUCUGGCAGCUCCACUUUCCCACUCUGUAAGCCACCUUCUCUUCCUCCCUUUCCUCUCCGUACCUCCCCCUUGCCUACCUCCCCCUUGCCUCACUUCCUCUGCAGGACCCAGUCUUUGAUUCAUUCAUCUCAUUUUCCAGGACAGGGUGGCCCAAGGCCCCGGCCUCCUCCAGGCCUGUUGGGGGCGCUGAAGAGCUACUGACGCUCAGGCUUGAGAGAACUCAGACAUAUACUUAUCCCUCAAGUUUCAAAAGGGUGCUGAUUGCUGCUUUUUCUCCACCUAUUUAUUGGUUUCCAUGGGAGCAAAUCCUCAAUGGGGAUAUACGAUAUUAAAAGUAUAUAUAUUAUUUUUUCAUAACUUAUAUAGCUUUUAACUUAUUGCUUCCCUUCCUGUUUCUGCAUAAUCAAUGCUAUAUAUUAUACUAUUUGGAGAGACAGCACAUGUUCCAGCCAACCCACCCAGCUGGCUGACUUCUUGGGGUAAUGCCCCCUUCUCCCUGCAAAGGGAUGAAAUAAAGUGCUGAGAUUGUUCAUGGAUAGAGCUGUGUGUCUGUCUGCUUUUAUAUCCCCUCUCAGGAUUGGUCAGUCACUGGUCAAACAGGUUAACCAUAGGACUUUGGAAAUCCUCCAGUUACGGGAAAGCGAGUCCAAGGACUUAGUUAUACCUUCAGACCAGUGCAACUUGGCCAUGGAAAAUUUCUCCUGCCCUGCCAUCCUACAAGGAGGCUAUACCAGUGUUGACCUAUGUUCCAGUACCUCCCAGUAUGCCCAGGAACCAUGUGACCACCUCAGCAAGCACAGACAUGGGGCAUUCCCCAUGUGGUGGCGGAUUCCCUCUGAAGCCCUUCUGCCCGAUUGUGCCGGUUGGCACAGCCCAGAAUAUAUUCUGAUAGGUACAGGCCUAAUCCUGCAAAAUCAAAUUCUAGAUCAGCAACAAGAAUCGAGGGCCUUCUCCAAGCCCAGCCCUGCAAUAAAACACCUACGAGUGCUCCCCACCCUUCCACCUGGAGAAACUCACUAUCAGGUCAAGAGAGGCGCUCUCUGCUCAAGGUAGCAGUCUGGAUUUUCUCUCCAAGUGCAGAAGGCAGAGAGGAGAGGGGCUUGCUCAGGGAACUCAGGAAUCAGAACAGGAAGAAGAGGUGUCUCAAGGGCAGGAAUUUUGAGGGUGAAGUAGGGCCUUUGAAGCAUUUGUGUCCUGGCUCACCCACUCACUGGAAUGAGAUAAGUGGAACCUCAGUUUUCCCAUCUGUAAAAUGGAACACACAGCUUCCCUAUUUACCUAAAAGGAUGUUUGGGGAUCUGACAAGGCACCUGGGCUCAUUCCUACCAGGAGUAGCACAUCUUGCUACAGGACUCUGAACUGUAACAGCUCAACAAGAAUAAAGGAUUAUUAGUGAUGUCGUUAUUGUUAUUACAGCAGAUAUUAUGGACUAAAGACAACAGACUAGUUGGGAAACUAAAAUCAGGCCUGGAGCUGGCUCUUUCAGGGCACAGCAUAAUCAUGCCCCAGGGCUGAAAGACUAGACAUUUCCAUUCAGGGUUUAUCCAUUCUCCUGGGCUCUGCUCUCAAAACUCAGAAGAAAUGAUGAACAAACCCCAUUCCUAUGCAGGAAAGUCCUGGAACUGAGCCCAGCUCUCUACUUAGAUUAUCUUUGUUUUCUAUUCUAUUAACUCCUGAAUUAUGAAUU
Molecule: messenger RNA, 4576 nt
Organism: Dama dama (fallow deer)
Lineage: Eukaryota; Metazoa; Chordata; Mammalia; Artiodactyla; Cervidae
Gene: KRT80
Product: keratin 80
Exons: 9
Coding region: 249-1607 (452 amino acids)
Biological process (GO): keratinization; intermediate filament organization
Cellular component (GO): keratin filament
Molecular function (GO): structural constituent of skin epidermis
Source: RefSeq, a predicted model, not a curated record